Messenger RNA from Andrographis paniculata, 833 nucleotides. RefSeq lists its product as uncharacterized. Bases 1 to 657 code for a protein of 218 amino acids. Lineage: Eukaryota; Viridiplantae; Streptophyta; Magnoliopsida; Lamiales; Acanthaceae. The record is from RefSeq and is a predicted model, not a curated record. The transcript is spliced from 2 exons.
AUGGCAGCCUAUUUCACUAAAAUGAAGAAAUUAAAGGAUGAGCUGCGUUGUUUAGCUCCAAUACCCGAAGAAAAAAGGGAUAUGGAGGAACUCAUCAAUAGACAAGAUGUAAUGGAUCUUCUAAUGGGAUUAAAUGAUACCUAUGAUUCAGUAAGGAGUCAAAUCCUAAUGAUGGACCCACUCCCUUCUCUCAACAAAACAUAUGCCAUACUUAUGAGUGUAGAGAAACAAGAAGAGAUUCAAGGAGUGGUUCACAACUCCAACCCCAUGGUCUUUAUGAGUGCUCACAAGUUAUCAUCUAAUGCCCUUGAAAGGAGAAAGAUCGACAAGAAAGCUCUAAUGUGUGAUCACUACAAGCGAACAGGUCACACCAAGGAGACAUGUUUUAAACUCCAUGGAUUACCUGAAUGGUACAAAAGUGCUCAAGACAAGAAAAGAAAAGAGGUGAAAGGGACAUAUGGCAGCUUAGCAUACACCAACACAACUCUUCAAAUCUCUGAUGAAGGAAUAAGUUCUGCAACAGCACCAAUGUCUAUAACCUCAGACUCUCUCACAGAAUUAAUUCAAAGGGAGAUUAAAAAGGCCUUUGAGAAAGCCAAUACUCCUCUGGACCAUCUCAAUAUGCUGGAAGUGGAACACUCAGGACCUGAGAAGUAAAGUUGAAAUUGGAAAACGAAAGCUCAGGGGACACCUUUACUGCUUGUCACCAGAGCCCUCCUUGAAACUACUGUCAGUCAAUACGGAUUUCCCAUGGCACUACAGGCUUGGACAUCCCUCAGAAAAAGUCAUGCAACAUCUAGAUUGUGUAGGCAGGUCUGAAUUCACCUGUAAGC